AUGGGGCUGCUUUUCGUGGAGGUGCUCCCCCGUGACGCUACCGGCGGGGCGGCGGUGCUCCAGUGCCGCCGGUGCCGUGUGGACGCCGCCUCCGUGGCUGCCAUCCUCUCAAGGGACUUCCAUGGCCGCUUAGGCCGCGCCUACCUCUUCGACCGCGUGGUGAACAUAAGCCUAGGCCCUAAUGAGGACCGGUACCUUAGGACUGGGCGGCAUACAGUGAAUGACAUCUACUGUAUCUGCUGCCAAGAAAUUCUUGGCUGGAGAUAUGCUCAUUGGUCUAUUACAUAA
Miscanthus lutarioriparius is the source of this 288-nucleotide messenger RNA. Lineage: Eukaryota; Viridiplantae; Streptophyta; Magnoliopsida; Poales; Poaceae. The record is from the annotation of a GenBank genome assembly.